Messenger RNA from Brassica oleracea var. oleracea, 977 nucleotides. RefSeq names its product protein SYM1. The coding region runs from base 52 to 741 and encodes 229 amino acids. Lineage: Eukaryota; Viridiplantae; Streptophyta; Magnoliopsida; Brassicales; Brassicaceae. Gene Ontology annotation, cellular component: cytoplasm; membrane. The record is from RefSeq and is a predicted model, not a curated record. The transcript is spliced from 6 exons.
GAUUAGGGGAAAAAGACUCUCUGUCUCAAAACGAAAAGGAAUCAUUUUGUAAUGGACGCAUUGGGUGGUUUCUGGGGAUUGAACGGUUUCAAUCAUCGGAGGAAGAAGAACAACUCUUCCGGCGAUAGGCGCAAUCAGCGGAAGUCCGGAUCGUCUGAUUCCGUCGACGUGAGCAGAGACGCCGCCGGUUAUCAGUUUCCGUUAAAGCAAGCUGUGACGGCCGGCGCGCUCACUUUCACAGGUGACACGAUCGCUCAAUUAUCAGGGAGGUGGAAGAAGAGAGCCGCCGCUCUUAAGCAAUCGUCUUCUGAUAAACCAGACCAGGAGGAACUGUGGAACCUUUUCUCAGAACAUGAUUGGGUUCGUGCACUACGGAUGAGUACUUACGGGUUUCUCUUAUACGGCCCUGGUUCUUAUGCAUGGUAUCAGUACCUUGACCGUUCUUUGCCGAAACCAACCGCGACGAACAUAGUGCUUAAAGUUCUGCUUAACCAAGUGAUCCUCGGUCCAUCUGUGAUCGCUGUUAUAUUUGCUUGGAACAACUUGUGGCUGGGAAAGAUCUCUGAGCUUGGAAACAAGUAUCAGAAAGAUGCUCUUCCAACGCUCCUCUAUGGGUUUCGCUUCUGGGUUCCUGUUAGCAUACUUAACUUCUGGGUAGUACCGCUUCAAGCUCGUGUAGCUUUCAUGUCAAUGGGUUCUGUGUUUUGGAACUUCUACUUGUCUUCAACUUUGAGCAACUAGUAACACAAAUAUUCAUCUUCAGCCUCACUGACUGAUGAUAGUAUCAAAGUGAAGCAGGAACUCUUCAAAAAGCUGUUCAAAACCUCUAUCAAGUUUCUUACGCUUUCUAUGGUUUUUCUAGAGAAAUUAAUACAGUAAAAAAAUAUAUAUUGGGAAGGAAUUAUCUCUUUGCGGUAAUUAUAGCAUUUGUUAUUGAAGGAUAAUUAAGCAUUUGUUAGAUUUAUGUAUUUUUAAUA